UCUCAGCCAUUCUUUCAGUCCUUCACCGUCGCUCUCUCCAUGUCGAUCGUAGAGAUCAGGGUAGAACUACCUACAUACUCCCGCACUUUCCAUGUUCACGUUUUGUCUUCUUGUACCGUGCUUGAUGUGAAGCACGCUAUCUUCUCUACCUGCCCAGGGGCUCCUCGUGUGGAUGGUCAGCGGUUGCUCUGUCGAGGGAGGCUUCUGGCAGACCACGAACGCGUCGAGGAUAUUUGGAAGAACCCAAAUGAUAUUCCUGUCGUUCUGCUCGCCGUGGGUCCCACGUCAUGGACCACCAGUCCCACCGAACCGUCUUCUAUACCGCAGAAUUCUCCUGCUCCCUCUACUAGGCCUACUCUGCCGGGGCCUUCUCCCCUGCAAUUCACGCGGAGAGCACAGAGCACUCCAUCGCGACCAUCUUGGGUCACUGUACUUCAAAGUUCAUCUCGCUAUGGUCAACCACCGAUGAUGCCCACAUCUACCCCGUUACCCUAUAUCUCGAUGAAACACCAGAAUGCCCUCUCAGCACUUACCACAGGCCACAUCUCCGCAUCGGUGACCGCUGACUAUCUCGAGUUCCUCAAGCAACAGGCCAAGGUCAUACUCGCCCAGCACGGCUAUUCGUGGCCUGCAAUAUUCGAUGAAUUGUGGCCCCCGCACCGUGAGAGUGAUAAGGGCGUCACUUAUCAACGAACUCGAAUAGAUGGGCAGGAUUAUCUACAACUUGUCGAUGAUUCGGCUACCCCGACUCCACUUCAAGUGCACGCGCUCAAUGUGCUAUCCCAUACCUUUCCGUUACUCUCGAUUCCGUUCAACAUUGUGCCCCCGCAUUCGAUUUCCCCACCAUCACAAUCCUUCCAAAUGCCGCCUGGCAUUCUCAACGCUCAUCUCCAGCAACUCGGUCUUCCGCAAUUACACGUCCAGCCAGAGCAUGCUGCGAUGCCCGAGAUUCGUAUGGUGCCCGAGAUUCGUAUCAUCCCCCUGCGAGCGCUCCUCACACCGAUGCUUGCCUUAGCAUUCCGACUAUCCUUCCUCAUGCUCUUCUUCUCACCGUUCCAGAACCCAGUCAUCAGCAUCCUCCUCGGGCUGUAUCUCAUUCUCGAUGCCGCUUUGACAAUCUAUAAUGUCAUUUUGAGGGAUCCGGAGGAGAACGAGGGGCGUGAUCGCGCAGCACGGGAUGGUGCGAACGCUGAUGGGGCGGGUGGGGCAGCAGGCUUCGGUAAUGGAGACAGACAGGUGGCUCAGCAGGAUAGGCUGAGAAGAGGUGGUGCUGGAAGGGCAGGCACGAGAGACUCUCCGUUCCAUUGGUUACGGGAACAGUCGGAUCCCAUCGUUGACUAUCUCGCAAAGAUCAAUCUGCGGAGCGAGGCGGCAGCAUUAGAUUCGAGGGGAACUCCAGCGACGAAGCCAACGAUAGGGCACCGAGUAAGGUCUUUCUUCGUGCUGAUGGCGUUGACUUUGUACCCGGAGAUAUGGAAUCGGCGGAGGACUGCACUGAGGCAGCGAGAGGGGCGGAUUAAGACUGAGGCAAAUGCACGAGUGGCCCCACCGGCGUCUUCGCCUCAGAGCGAAGGUGGUGAAGGCGGCGAGGAAGAUGUGCGGGCAGCGGCCAGAGAGAGGGCGAGGGUGGAGAUAGUUGCUGCACACGACAGGCGUCCUGGGUGGGUGAAAGAGUACGUUGAGCGGGUCGUCGAGGGUGAUUGGGUGGACGAAUGAACUCGUUUGCUUAGUGUUCUUGCUUUCGUGAAAGGGUCGGAGUGUAGUAAUUAUUGUUUCAUUCGGUGUAUGUAUCAUUGCCCUUACCGCUUCGGAGUUCCAUUGGACGGUCCAUUU
Molecule: messenger RNA, 1833 nt
Organism: Stereum hirsutum FP-91666 SS1
Lineage: Eukaryota; Fungi; Basidiomycota; Agaricomycetes; Russulales; Stereaceae
Exons: 3
Coding region: 40-1716 (558 amino acids)
Biological process (GO): endoplasmic reticulum unfolded protein response
Molecular function (GO): protein binding
Source: RefSeq, a predicted model, not a curated record